GCGCUGUUGUGUGUUUUGACGCCGAGCACGCUAUAUGACGUCAUCGUGGGAGUGUUCCUCCAUCGGGAGAGAUGAACGGUCCCCAACACAAUCCUCUCAGCGCCCAUCAUGUGAUUUUCCAAAAUGAUAAUGGAGACAGCUGACUAAAGACCAAGAGCCACCCUUUCAUUUGGAAGACUUACUCAGAGGAGGUGGUGCUGGACGUUUGCUUGGAAUUUUAAUCCUUGUACCCUGUCCUUUGGUCCACACAUUUGCUGAUGACAACGUCUGAAGGCUAUCCCGCUUUGUGAGUCAGAAGAGGAGAGGUUGGGCUGAUGUUCAAGUGAGUGCCAUCCAACCAGCCUCUCAGAGGGGAGGGGUGGGGGGUGUCGAUGCCGUGUAGCUAGUUUCGUGCACCCCCCGAGUAGAACUGGAGGCCUCUGAUGGAUCAGGGUUGUAGUGAGCAGUGUCCAGAGGAGGUGGACUCAGGCGGCGGCCGGGCGGAGCUGGAGGGUGGUAGGAGGGCGUCUGAGUCUGAGCAUGGUUUGUCCAAAAUCACCCAUAACGCCCUGGAGAACAUGGGAGCGUUGGGCCAUGGCCUGAAGCAGCUCUUCCACCCACAGCGCAGACGCUCCUCUGUGUCCCCACACGACACCGCCGCUUCCUGUGCAGGCGCCCCUGUUUCCGAGCCCACCGAUGUAGUCUCAGAAGUCGGGGACGCUCGAGCCCCCUCGGCCCUCUCCUCGGAUUCUGACGGACCUGCCGCUUCCGCCCCUCCCGCAGCUCUGAGCCGUGUGCUGCAGCAGAUCCGCGGCGCUCCGCCAAUGAUGAAGCGAGGCACCAGCCUGCAGAGCCGCCGCAGCAAGGCGGGGGUCACCGGGGACGGCCCCCGGAAAGGUAGCCCCCAGAUUCACCGGCGCAGCACCCACGAGGCCCUGCUGCAGGCUGGGCGCCCUCGCUCCUCCUCCACCACGGACACGCCCAGCAGCCCCGCCCUGGCAGACAUGCUGCUCACAUCCGGCUACCAUUCCACUGAGGAGCCUGACAAGCCGGAUCGCUAUGAUGGAUCGGCCCCUGCCGCGUCACCUAACGCCGUUUACUGCGGCGCGGACGGGUACGACGUUGUCGACAGCACGCCGGACCCUCAGCGCACAAAGCAGGCUAUCGCCCAACUGCAGCAGAAAAUCCUCAAACUCACCGAACAAAUCAAAAUCGAGCAGACGGCGCGUGACGACAACGUGGCCGAAUACCUGAAGCUGGCCAACAACGCGGACAAGUUGCAGAGCGUGCGGAUCAAGCAGGUGUUUGAGAAGAAGAACCAGAAGUCCUCUCAGACCAUCCAGCAUCUGCAGAAAAAGCUGGAGAACUACCACCGCAAGCUUCGCGAGGUGGAGCACAACGGCAUCCCACGCCAGCCCAAAGACGUCCUACGAGACAUGCACCAGGGCCUGAAAGAUGUCGGUGCCAAGGUGACGGGCGGCCUCUCCAGCAUUUCCCAAGCCACUCACUCCGCAGCCGGAGCUGUGGUGUCCAAGCCGAGAGAAUUCGCUUUCCUCAUCCGCAACAAGUUCGGCAGCGCCGACAACAUCACCGCCCUCAAAGAUUCUCUGGACGAGACGCCGGGAGACGAGGCGGUCGGCCCCGGGGGCAUGAGGGCCCUGGUCGCGGGGCACCUGCAGUCCAGUCCAAAGUACGGCAGCGAGGACGACUGCUCCAGCGCCACUUCGGGCUCGGCGGGGGCCAACAGCACUACGGGAGGCCACGGGGGGCCCCCCAGCUCGAGGGGGAACACACUUGAUCCUUCUCAGGUGUCGGGCUUCGACGCUAUGCUCCACGAGAUCCAAGAGCUGCGGGACAACCAAGGUCGACUCGAAGAGUCCUUUGAAAAUUUAAAGUCGCACUAUCAGCGCGACUACACCAUGAUCAUAGAGGCCCUACAAGAGGAGCGAUACAGGUGCGAACGCUUGGAGGAGCAGCUCAACGAUCUCACCGAGCUGCACCAGAAUGAAAUCCUCAACUUGAAACAGGAGCUCGCCAGCAUGGAGGAGAAGAUCGCCUACCAGUCCAACGAACGAGCCAGAGACAUUCAGGAGGCGCUGGAGGCCUGCCAGACACGCAUCUCCAAGAUGGAGCUGCAGCUGCAGCAGCAGCAGCAGCAGGUGGUUCAGCUGGAGGGUCUGGAGAACGCCACGGUGCGGACGCUGUUGGGCAAGCUCAUCAACGUGCUGCUGGCUGUCAUGGCCGUGCUGCUGGUGUUCGUCUCCACGCUGGCCAACUGCGUGGUGCCGCUGAUGAAGACGCGCAGCCGCACGCUCUCCACGCUGCUUCUCGUCGUCUCUGCGGCUUUCCUGUGGAGGCACUGGUACGCUUUCUCCGACUAUUUGCAUCGCUUCCUGCUGCACCCCAGAUGACGCGACGGCGCACGGGACUUAGCUUUUCGAAAGGCGACACGACUUCCCGUGCGGCAGCCCUCUUCACGCUCAUCCCGUCGUCACCCGAAAGAGACAAGAUGGCCGCUCCCUUCGCCGUCUUUGGUGCAAUUGUGGCUUUGAGAGAACUGCACACUUUAUUUCUCUCUUCUGAGUCAGUUUGUUUACAUGUGGACCACUUUACAUCGUCGCCCCACACACGAUAUUGUAUUUUUAACACUACUCCUGUCGUUGAAAGCAUAUUUGUUUUAAACUCAUCUGUGGACGUCCACAUUUUUAAUUUGUAACUUUUUUUCCUUUCGACUUUGUUCAAACAUGAGCUUUUGUGACCAACUCUUCCUCACUCGAAGGACACAGCUGCGCCAUACACUGGCUCAACUGGAAGUUCCACUGCUGAAGAUGAUCUAUGAACUCAACAUACUUGAAGUGCUCAAAGACUCAGUGCUUCUGUACUGUUUCUAUUAGUGACAAUGAAAUAGUCAAUACUUUUUUUUUUAAAGACCAAUAAAUUCCCUCUUUUAAAUGGUGUAA
Messenger RNA from Phyllopteryx taeniolatus (common seadragon), 2939 nucleotides. It is a transcript of the gene tmcc1b, whose product is annotated as transmembrane and coiled-coil domain family 1b. Lineage: Eukaryota; Metazoa; Chordata; Actinopteri; Syngnathiformes; Syngnathidae. The transcript has 8 exons. Gene Ontology annotation, cellular component: endomembrane system. The record is from RefSeq and is a predicted model, not a curated record. The coding region runs from base 423 to 2390 and encodes 655 amino acids.